AAAAAAAAUUUUCAACAUAACCCAAGUUAAUCAAAAUAUUCCAAAAAUUCAAGACAAUAAAAAGUACAAUAUGAGAUAGGUACUUUGAGAUAGGUACACGGAAAGUUGACGGGUAAAAGAAAGGACUAACUGGCCAUGUACCCAAGAUCAUUCACUUAUGAAAUCCUUGUUGUUUUGAUCAUUGUUGAUAUUGUUACAAAAUUGUUUUUUCGACAAGCAUCUUGUCCUUUGAAUAUCUUAUAUUUGCAGUGCAAUUUUCUUGUAAGUUUAUUUGUAAGUUAAGUGAUGAAUGUAAGUUAAUAUUUUCAAGUCAAAACUGAAAGAAGUCCUUGUAAAUGGUUAUAGUCCUUAAUUCCACAUCUAAAUCAAGGAAAAAUUAUUUAAUUAUCUCUUUCUUUGGAGACAUCUUCUGAUGUUGUGUUCUUUUUUUAAGUUUGUCGAUGUUUUUCUAGUUUUAAGAGGGGAGGGGAGGGGGGGGGCUCUCUCUCGAUUAGUUUAAUUAUCAGAGAGCUCCUCCUCAGACAAUUAUGCCUAAAUACAUACGAGCAUGGUUUUCGGAUGUAGUCUUGUUGACUGCUUCUGAAACCCAUGCUCUUUCCAUGUUCUGUACAGUAUUGUGCCUUGUUUUCUUCACUUUCUUCUGUGUCUGGUGUGGAAGUAUUAUGUGGAAAGUCAGUAUGCCGACUUUCAAACAGAGGACCAGAUGCUGUUGGAAAUUUCAAAGAAAUCUUAAAUAAGUUUCAAAAUGGGAGCUAUAAGCUUGAGAUGGAAUUUGCUGGUUAUGUGCUGCAUCUUCGUGGAUGUUUAACAGUGCAACCCCUGAAAGAUCGUGCUGGAAAUAUUCUUCUUUGGAAUGGGGAAAUCUUUGGUGGAGAUAUCAAGGUUGAAAAUGAUGAAAAUGAUGGUGAGAAAUUAUUAGAGGUUUUGUCAAGUAUUCAAGCACAGUGUAAUGAGGAGAAAAAUGCUGAAUAUAUGAUGAAGAUAUUUGGAAAUAUUCAUGGUCCAUGGGCCUUUGUUUAUUGGCAGAAAAAUCAAGGACUUCUUUGGUUUGGUCGUGACUAUUUUGGAAGGCGCAGUUUACUAUGGCAUUUCCCAAAAUCCGCCUCAGACCAGUUUAUUUUGAGUUCUGUGGCACAUGACUCAGACAAAAUGGAUUUUACUGAAAUACCUGCAAAGAUGCUUUACUGUAUCAAAAUGAAAGAUGUAUUGGACUUUUGGAAUCCCACUGAUGAACUCAUAGGCAGCAGUGGAAAUAAAUUCGAACAAUGCAUAAAAGCUCUCUCAAUGCAAGUUCCAAGAUCAGAUCAUGGACUCAGAAAUAUGUUACUUGAAAAAAGUGUUUGUAAUUGUUUAUCACCAAAGAAAGAAAGUACAGAAAAUGCAAAAUUUGAUACUGAAAAUUGUUUAAGUACUGAAAAGAAUGUUUUUAAAGAAGGUUCAGAUGAGAAAGUUGGAGCAUGUGAAAAUAGUUCAGUAGCAGACAAAGAAAGUAUGUAUGAACCAGUAAACACAGAUUUAUUAUGCAAAUUGUGCAGUUGCAUUCAUCUAAAGCCUUAUACUGAGCCACCAGCAAAGGAAACAUCUGAAAAUGCAAUGAUGUUGGAAAAAUGUGCAUCAUUUUUCUUGGAAGUAAUGGAGGAAGCAACAAGACGAAGAGUUUAUAAUUUACCACGAGAAAAAUUUCUUGAACUAAAAAACAAGGAGGGUAUUUUGGACAGUUUACAGACCAUAGAUACUAAAGAGGGCAAACAGGUUACAAAUGUUGGAAUACUUUUUUCUGGAGGGAUUGACUCUAUGGUUCUUGCGGCUUUGGCUGACAGGUGUAUUCCAAAAAAUGAAGUCAUUGAUUUAUUCAAUGUGGCAUUUGAGCAAAGAGUCAAUCAACAAAAUUUGAAUGCCCACAAAAAAAAUCCAAAAGAAAGUGAGAAAAAGGAGCCAUAUGACGUACCAGACAGAAUCACAGGGAAAUCUGGUGUUUGUGAAUUGAAUCCCAAAAGAAGGUGGAACUUUAUAGAGAUAAAUGUUACUCUUGAAGAACUGAAAAGUGCCAGAGAAGAGCAUGUGAAGCACCUAGUGUAUCCACUGGCAACGGUUCUGGAUGACAGCAUUGGCUGUGCAAUAUGGUUUGCAGCAAGAGGCAGGGGUGCACGAUUUGUACUUGAUAAUGGAAAGCUGGUUAAAAAGGUUGAAGACUAUACAAGCAACGCGAAGGUGCUGCUGACUGGAAUGGGAGCAGAUGAACAGCUAGGAGGCUAUGCUCGACAUAGGAGUAAAUUCGAGAAGUUUGGAUGGGAAGGCUUGAAAGAAGAAAUAGAGAUGGAAAUCGAUAGGAUAUCAUCAAGAAAUCUUGGAAGGGAUGACCGUUGUAUCUCGGAUCAUGGACGCGAAGCACGGUUCCCUUUCCUUGACGAAAAUGUGGUGGCUUUUUUGAAAAGAGUACCCAUUUGGAUAAAGUGUGAUCCAAGGCUACCACGUGGUCAUGGAGAGAAGAGGCUGUUGCGGGAGAUGGCAAGGAAACUGAACCUACAUGGAGCAGCUGUUCUGCCAAAAAGGGCAAUUCAGUUUGGAUCAAAAAUAGCGAAGAUAGAAAACUCAAAGGAGAAAGGAAGUGACACUUGCAACAGGCUGCAGGAGCGCGAUCAACAAACAACAAAAAAAACAUUUUUAACGGAAAUCUUUAAAUAUUUUUAACUCAUUAUCAAUUUUAUAUAAUUUUUAUUUUUUUGCAAAAUUAAUGUUGGCUCCAAGUCAAACUUAACUACUA
Messenger RNA from Rhopilema esculentum, 2764 nucleotides. Its product is annotated as asparagine synthetase domain-containing protein 1. The record is from RefSeq and is a predicted model, not a curated record. NCBI's taxonomy places the organism in Eukaryota, Metazoa, Cnidaria, Scyphozoa, Rhizostomeae, Rhizostomatidae. Gene Ontology annotation, molecular function: asparagine synthase (glutamine-hydrolyzing) activity.